This is a messenger RNA of Acipenser ruthenus (sterlet), 6104 nucleotides long. RefSeq names its product F-box only protein 38-like. The coding region runs from base 228 to 3629 and encodes 1133 amino acids. Gene Ontology annotation, cellular component: cytoplasm; nucleus. Gene Ontology annotation, biological process: SCF-dependent proteasomal ubiquitin-dependent protein catabolic process; protein K48-linked ubiquitination. The record is from RefSeq and is a predicted model, not a curated record. The transcript is spliced from 22 exons. Gene Ontology annotation, molecular function: protein binding. Lineage: Eukaryota; Metazoa; Chordata; Actinopteri; Acipenseriformes; Acipenseridae.
GGCGAACCAUCGGUGGCGUGGCAGGGGGUCUCUGUGCGCCUCCGGAGCGGGACAGGGGUCUAGCACCAGCCCGUGGGGUUUGAUAAGCCGGUAGCGGGGAGAGGCCUAAGUGACGAGUGUGUGAUUGCGUAGGAGCGAGCGAGUGAAACGCUCUGAUAGAGUGAUAGAAACGGAGCGGGCGGAGGAGCACAGCCUUUCCUGGGGUGAUUCUCUUCCAGCCCCCUGCCAUGAUGGGCCCCCGCCGGAAAUCCACCAAGCCCCAGGGCGCUGGAGGAGGGCCGGCCGACGUGCGGAAGCAGGAGGAGCCCAAGGACUACAUCAACGAGCUCUCCCACGAGGUGCUCUGCCACAUAUUUAAGUACCUGCCCCUGCUGGAUAUCAUGUGCAUGGAGUGCUUGUCUCGGAAGCUGCGGGAGGCGGUGAUGCUGUACCUGCGGGUGGUGAAGGUGGUGGACCUGUGUGCCGGGCGCUGGUGGGAGUACAUGCCCUCAGGCUUCACAGACUCCAGCUUCCUGAUGCUGCUGAAGAAGAUGCCAGACCUGGAGCAGCUGUACGGCCUGCACCCCCGAUACCUGGAGCGGCGACGGGUUCGAGGACACGAGGCAUUCAGCAUCCCCGGGGUCCUGGAGGCUCUGCAGGCCUGCCCCUCUCUGCUGGGAGUGGAGACGUCCCACUUGGAGCUGGUGGAGGCCAUCUGGAACUACAUGCCUCAGGUGCACGUUCUGGGAAAAUUCAGGAACCGGAACGGGGCGUUCCCGAUCCCUCCAGAAAACAAGCUCACCAUUCCCAUCGGUGCCAAGAUCCAGACCCUCCACCUCGUAGGAGUGAAUGUGCCGGAGAUCCCCUGUGUUCCCUUGCUGAGACACCUCUAUCUGAAGUGGGUCCGCCUCACCAAGCCCCAGCCCUUCAAGGACUUCCUCUGCGUCAGCCUGCGCACCUUCGUCAUGAGGAACUGUGCAGGCCCCACUAACUCCCUGAAGUACGUGCCCCUGGUGACGGGCCUGGCCUCGGCGAGGAACCUGGAGCAGCUGGAGCUGGUGAGGGUGCCCUUCCUGGGGGGGCUGAUUCAGCACGUGGUGGAGGACAGCUGGAGAUCAGGGGGGUUCCGGAACCUGCACACCAUUGUGUUCGGAGCCUGUAAGAAUGCACUUGAAGUUGACCUGGGCUACCUCAUCAUUACUGCUGCCCGAAGUGCUGUGUUUUCCAGGCUGCACGAAGUCCGAAUCCAGCCUUCCCUCACCAAAGACGGGGUGUUCUCUGCGCUGAAGAUGGCAGAGCUGGAGUUCCCCCAGUUUGAGACUCUGCACCUGGGAUACGUCGAUGAGUUUCUGUUACAGUGUAAAAUGAGCCAUGCUGACCUGGUGAAGUACGGCUUGGCGGACGUGACGGAGAACCCUGGCAUCAUCACCGACAUCGGAAUGAAAGCGGUCAACGAGGUCUUCACCUCCAUCAAGUACCUCGGCAUCUACAACUGCCCCCACCUCCACACCCCACACACCUGGAUCACAGAUCACUCCCGCUGGAGCCGGCUGGUGGACCUCACCCUGGUGCGCUGCCAUGCCAUUAAACUGGAAUCCUUCAGCCAGUUCAUCGAGACGCUGCCCAGCCUGGAGUUCAUCUCCCUGGACCAGAUGUUCAGGGAGCCGCCCAAGGGCUGUGCCCGCGUGGGUCUGAGUGCUGGCACAGGGAUCGGAGUCUCCUCGGCUCUCGUCAGCAACCAGAACUCCAACAACGACAACGACAACAACAACAACAACCACCACCAUCAGAACAACAACGGCAACAUCGCGCCGCCCGGGAACGAUGAGGCGAGAGAGGAGGGGGGCGCCCCCGAGCAGCAGCUCCACGCCGAGGAGCUCCAUGGCAUGGAGGAAGCCGUGCAGGAGAACGUGGAAGCCGAGGCAGGGCUUGCAGCAGGCAGUCCACAGGACACGCCUGGACCCACACAGGCUGUCAAACCCAUGGAGGUGGACGAGGAACAAGCAGGCCCCAGCGGAGUGCAGCCCGCAGUGAAGAAGCUGCCCAUAGUGGUGCCCGAUUCAGACAGCGAAGACGAGGAGGACGGAGAGAGGACGGCCGGCACUGAGGAGCGGGCGACUCCAGGAUACGCUGAGGAUCCAGGGAAACACAGCAGUAAAGGGAAGACCCCCCUGCGACGACGAGGGGGCCCCGUUCCGGAGCAGUGCUGUGAGAAGGGCUGCCAGGUGACCAGCGAGCAGAUCAAGGCCGACAUGAAGGCUGCCGUCGAGACCCCCGAGCGGGGAGGCAGGGGGGAGAGCUCGAACCCAGGUCGCACGGGGGACGGGAGAUGCAUGUGCUCCAUGCGCUGGAGGGACGCCUCUGCUGCUAGUCGAGUGCAGCCGGGGGCAGGAGGCAGCAACGAGGGAAUGGUGCGCUGCACUUGCAGCAGGACUCGGCCCACUGCAGAGGGCAGAACUCGAGCCGGCGCAAACGAGCCUCCCGGCAGCACAGCCAGAGAGCAGGGGACAGGCCCUGGAACACUGCCCGGGGGGGCAGGGCGUGGAGCCAUUGAGACCCCUCCCAGGACUCAAGGUGGCCCAGUGCCGCAGGGCAGCAGUAGGACUAGUGGGCACUCCUCUGAGGAGGGGGCAGGGGGUAGGGGGCAGGACAGGAGGCUGAGCGAUGGGUACCCACACCGACCCGUCACCAGAGCCAGGAGCAGGCUGUCCCUCGUGCCUCUGGUCCCCGAGACAGAGCUCUCCAAACCAAAGCCGCGGGCCGCUGUGAAACGGAAACGAACCGCAGACAAAUCCACGAGCACCAGCGACCCUGUCACUGAGGACGACCAUGUGCAGGUGCUGACUCUAAAAUCCAAAAACCUGGUGGGGAUCACGUUAACAAACUGUGGGAUAACAGACUUAGUGCUGAAAGACUGCCCCAAAAUGAUGUUCAUUCACGCUACCAGGUGCCGGGUGCUGAAGCACUUGAGGGUAGAGAACGCCCCCAUUGUGAACCGCUUCGAUUACGCACAAUGCAAAAAGCUCAACAUGGAUCAGGUGCUGGACCAGAUACUGCGCAUGCCCCCCGAGAGGAACCGCAUCAUCUACCUGCGCCCCAUGCAGCAGGUGGACACGCUAGCCCUGGAGAAGAAGAUCUUCUGUGGACCCUAUCCGUACCACGUGUGCAUCAUCCACGAGUUCAGCAACCCCCCCAACGUGAGGAACAAGGUGCGCAUCCGCAGCUGGAUGGACACCAUCGCCAACAUCAACCAAGAGCUCAUCAAGUACGAGUUUUUUCCAGAAGCCUCCCGGACGGAGGAGGAUGUAAAGAGGCACCCGCACUACCCCUGGGGGCGGGACAUCUACACUCUGGAGGGUCUGGUGGAUGGCGCCCCCUACUCGAUGAUCACAGACUUCCCGUGGCUGCGAUCGCUCCGCACUGCCGAGCCCAACAGCUACGCACGCUACGACUUCGAGGAUGACGAGAGCACCACCAUCUACGCCCCGCGGCGGAAGGGCCAGCUGUCUGCGGAUAUCUGCAUGGAGACGAUCGGGGAGGAGAUCUCGGAGCUGCGGCAGAGCAGGCGGGGCGUGUUCCAGAGAGUGGUGGCCAUCUUCAUCCACUACUGCGACGUGCGGGGCGAGCCGGUGGAGGACGAUUACAUAUAGCCAGCUGCAGGACCCUCCGAGAGAGGGGGGAGACUCCACCGCCAUCCCAGUCAGUGGAGCGUCUCUACAAAGCUAGACAAAGGGAAACCCCGCCCACCCCCAGUAUCUAAUGCUGCCCUUCACCUCACACCUGCACGUGGUUCAGCUGCCUUGCUGAGGUGCUUUUCCAGCUACAGCAGAGGCAUGUCCAAGUCUGCCUUCCCUUUCACCCCCUUCCAAAACUGGCUUGUGCCUGCGUGCUUUCUGAUUGAAACGUGCCCUACGGAGGCAUUGGCCCCGUUGCAUUGUUUAGGAAAGGGUGCGUGCGUGCAUCCAGACUAGAAGAGUGAGUGUGUGGAUUGUGCUGCUUUUAAUGUACAUGGAAAACGCUGCACAGUGUCUCUGCUGACCAGGAUGGGAUAAGGCUGCACAGCGAAUGCACAGCUGCUGUAGAUGGAAACUUGUGGAGCAGCACGCUUUCCUAAGAGCAGGGGACUAGCCGUAGAGCAGGAGGGCAGUACAGUGCUGCCGUGGGACGUCUGAAAUGUGAGAGGGACGACGUUGUGUUGUUUUUUUUUGCUUCCUACCUCUGGUGCUCACAGAUCGAAUCAAGCUUUCGAGAAGCACCCAGUUCCAGAGCUAGGAGCACACGAGCGACAGACCUGCCAGAGUCUCUGCUUUUUGUGAUGUUGUACUGUCCAUCUGCGUGUUUUAUUGGGGUUUGUUGUUUUGUUGUUGAGUGUUUUACUGUUUUUCUUUUCAGACUGGAAGGUGAUGUCAGACUUCCCCUUUAAACCCAAGCCCUGUAAAGUCCUUCACUCGAAGGCUUGUCCCGGUGACCCCUAAAUUUCUCUGUUGAAACCAGUGAGAGCGCACUGCCUAGAACCGGGUCCAGGGUCCAGGUGACAUCCCCUUCCAGUCUGGAAACGAAGGGCAUGUCUGAGUGGAGAGAGAAUAACAAACGAUAUGUGUGUGAUUCGCAGCACAGAAAACAUCACAAUAAAGUCAAGGCACUAAUCAAUGCUGAUAAUACAAAUGAAAAAGCCAUUAACCUGUCGCUUCUGUGCUUCAUGCUCGUAAGCAUCUAACUAUGCCCGGGUGUGUCUCCUCCCCUCCAGGCUGCUGGGAGACCGUCCCCCGUCCCCUGUCCCCUUCAGCUGUAUAGCAGCACCCAGCCAUGUAUAGAGAAGGUGUGUACAGAUAUGAAGAGCUGUUGGGAUUGUCUGUUAUUUUUUGCGCUCAUAUGUUUUAUAAGAAAAAAAAAUACAUAACCGAUUUGAGUUAUUGAUAAAAGGGAGAAGAAUGAGUGAGUGUGAGGAAAUGCAUCUUGAUUGUACUCGUUAGCCAGGCUUGCGAGCAGAUAACUCUUAGUAUUUUUCUAGUUGGGACGACAGUUUACCCUCAGCCUCUGAGAUCGGAGGCAUCGUUUACUCCUCAUUUUUGUGCCUUUUUUACUUUCAAACUGGAAAGUGUUUUUUUUUGACUGGCUCUUGGGAAUGAAGUCAUGCCUGGAAGGUGAUUUUUUCCAGUUUAUAAUGGGGAAGUAACUUUUCAUGAUGAUGCAGAUGACAUGCCAUGGGUGACCCGGAACAUUAUUCCAGUCCAGCUGCAUUUACUGCUAAUGAACCACACGCUCCUGUUUGGCUUGUCUGGGCGCAUCGAGAGAGAUCCUCUGAUCGGGUUGCUGGUCUCUAUAGAGACUUUUCAGAAGCAGCGACCGCGGGGAUGAUCAUAGCCGGCUUGGCUGUGCUCUUCUCACGAGGUCAGGCACGCGGACGCACACACAGAACUUUCUGUACAAACUGCUGGACAUGGGAGCUCCAGAUCAUCGCUGCUGCAGGAACACACAUGGCAGAAUCUGUUCAGAGACCACCUGUCUGUCACAGAAGUCGUACCAGAACGCAGAACAGACCCACAAGGCCACGGUCGAGCAGAACUGACCCGGAUCAGGUACUGACUUGUGGGGAGUGUGUGCUCUCCUCCCCUCCCAGCCAUGAAACUGGGGGAGAAGCAGCAGGGCAGUCCAGAGAAAAGGAAGAGGGGCUCCUGGAAAUAUUUUCCACUUAAUGAAAUCAAUGAUAAUGCUACGUAUGUGCCAGCCCUGGUUCAGAUGAUUUAGAUCGUUCUGGUGAUGGUUCUAAGCAGGACACAGAAGUGGCUUGCAGACAGUGAAGAAAUGCUCUUGUUGCACAGCGAGGUUUCUUGUUUCGACGGGGAGUUUCAGACCCUGAACUUGAGUCUCUUGAGACAGUGUUUUACCGAGUUCCUGCAGAGAAGCAAAAGGGAAUUACUUUGUGUUUAGUUUUUUUGUAGUUUUGUUUGUUUUGUUAGUUUUUGUUUUUUGUUUUUUACACAAAAUCGAGAAAAAAAGUGUUUGUUUGGAGCGACUGUUUAAUACGAUGUGAUGCUAGGAAAUUUCUAAAAAUAAAACAUAUUUAUUUCUACAUUAUAUGUUAUAUUUGUUAUUUCUCGAGGAAAUAAACAUUUACAAUAAAA